Paramecium pentaurelia is the source of this 1780-nucleotide messenger RNA. Lineage: Eukaryota; Ciliophora; Oligohymenophorea; Peniculida; Parameciidae. The record is from the annotation of a GenBank genome assembly.
AUGUUAUAAGAAGCUUAUUAUAUUUGUGUGAGUACAUAAUGCUAAAAGGAAAGAAUAUUAAAAAAUUGGGAAUCCAUUGUUGCUCAUUAAAAUGAAGGUCAUGAAGUAAUAUAGAAAGAAGAUUUAAUUAAUACUAUUAAUGUUAAAUUAAACAAAAAGAAAACAACUUUACUUUAAGAUUUAUUAGCAAGAAUUCAUAAAAUAAUGAAUAAUUAAGAAGAUGCUUUGAUAUCUUUAAUAAAUCAAAAAUUUUUUGAAUCUUACACAAAUUGGAAAGAGUAAAUCUAAUCAUUUUAGCAAUUUUAAGAUUCCUUACUUCCAAAUUAAAUUGAUGAAAAUACAACUAUUUCUAAAUUAAUUGAUAUCUAUUAGAAUUUAGAUAAUGAAUAACUUCACUUUUUUAAAGAUUGUCUAUAUUAAACAGAAUAACAAUAUAAUGCACUCUAGAUAUAAAUAAAGAUGUCUUUAAAUAAAUCUGAUGAAUAAUUUAAAAUGCUUCAAUAAUCUUUAUUUAAUUAAAUAUAAGAAAAUAAAAAGUAAAGAGAAUUAAAAUUAUAAUAUCAUUAAAAUAACAAUAAAAUAUAGAUUGUUAAUUUUUAAAAUACAUAAUCAGAAACUGUACCAAUAUAAUAAAAAGAUAUUAUAAUAAAAAAUACAAUAGAUUUUUAGAAUACUUUUAAGGAUAUUUAAUUAAAGAAUGAUUUUUAAAUUGAAAAAGAAACAUUAAUUUUACAAGAAAUCAAUCAAUAAAGAGAAUAGAAUCAAAAGAAUCAUUAUGAUCGUUAAGAAAAUGGAUAUAAUUUAACUACUAAUAAUAACAAUAAUAAAUUAAAUGAGAAAUCACAAAAAUAUAUUGUAUUGACAAAAUAAAAGGAAAUUCGUAAUAAUUAACAUUUUGAAUAAUAUUCUAAUGUCAAAUAAAAUUCUGAAGAACUUAUUUAAAGUUUAAAAUUAUAAUCAGAUACUUAAUAUAUUAAAAAAUCAGAAAAUAAUAUUAAAGAUAAUAAAUAGCUAACAGAUAUCAUAUCUGAAAUUAAAAUAUUACCUUUAAAAGGAUACAAAGAUCAUUAACAAUAAUAAAAUAAUAUAUAAAAUGUUAAUAGCAAAGAUUAAAUUGAAUAAUCUAUAACUUCAGUUAAUCAAAUAAUUCACUAAUCAUCCAUUUCACCAUCAAAACCCCCACCUUUAAAAGGUUAUAAGGAUAGAUAAAAUGAAGAACAAAAAAAUAUAAAAUUAACAAGAUCUAAUGAUAAAAGAAAUUAUUUAGAUACUGAUUAAAUCAAAGAUAUAUCAUAAAACACAUCAAAAAGAUUUGAUAUAGAUAAAUCUGAAAAACAUAUGAAAUAUUCUAAUAAAUUUAGCACAAUCUUUAGUAUAAAAGAGUGUUUUGCUGUUGUUGAUGGAGUUUUUAAAUUAACAGAUAAUCAUUAAUUUCAUAUUUAUUUAAGGUCUUCAGUAGAAAGUUAUGAAAUAGAAACAGGAAUGAUUAAUUUAACUUAAAUAAAGUAAAAAAAUGCAUUUCCAUCAAUUUAUGGAAUCAAUGAAAAAGGAGGUAUUUAAUCAAUUUAUUAUUUUAGAACUUUUGUUUAAUUAAACAAAAACUCCAAUUAAAUUAAACUUAAAUUAAUCCUAUUUAUUUGCAUAUAGAAAAGAUGAAAAAAAUCUAAUAUGUUUAGAUUCAAUGAAUAAUAUUCAAUAUGCAAUACAAUUACCAAACGAUGAAAAUUCUGAUUAUGUCUUCUUUAUUAAAAUGAGCAAUCUAGAAGUCUAACUUAUUUGA